Molecule: messenger RNA, 3627 nt
Organism: Lactuca saligna
Lineage: Eukaryota; Viridiplantae; Streptophyta; Magnoliopsida; Asterales; Asteraceae
Source: the annotation of a GenBank genome assembly
AUGUAUCCUUCAAGAGGAAAUAACGCGUAUGGGCAGCAACAGCAACAGCAACAGCAACAGCAACAGCAGCAAUCCUUCUCUGGUCAAUCUGCUUAUGGUCAAAAUUUGGCUCCUGAUGGCGGGGCCUCUCAGAUGUCUAUGGCUUCAAGGCAUUCAGCCAUGUUAAGUGGCCAUCCAUCAUCUACUGGAACUCAUUAUGGUGGUCAAUAUGCUUCCGUGUAUGGUGGUUCAGUGGCAAUCAGUAGUAGUGCCCUAGAGGCAUCUGGUGCUAAUGCUAGUGGAGCAUCUGGUGACUACUCUGUUCUUAGUCAAAAAUAUGGUCAAAAAGAGAUUCCUGGUUAUUCACCAGGGGAUAGAUCCCGGGCAGGUGUUUAUCCUGCCCGAGAUUUGCAAAAUGAGCCUACUGCUCGGUUUGGUGAUUCAGUUGCUUAUGGUCAUCAUCAAAAUCAGGGGGACAUAUACAGUCACUUGGAUGCUGCAUCAGCACUACGGAAGGAAUUGCUACAGACUCAGACACUUCAAUCUUCUUCUAUUGAAGGGAGUUCCAGACAAUCUGAUUAUCUAUCAAGGGCAACUACCAUUCGUCACACAGGUCAAGAACUUUCGUCUUAUACUGGAAGAAUGGAUGACAUGUCACAUCAUGGACAACAACAUGCUCCAUCAAUCCUAGGAGCAGCUCCACCACGAGACAUUGACAAUCAUGUGUAUACUCAUACAUCUGCUUCUGCAACUUCUGGUUAUGGAGUCAGCCUGCCACCUGGCAGGGACUACGGCUCUGCAAAGGGUCUUCAUAGCACACCUCAAGCUGCCAUGGUGGCACGUGGUGGUUAUGCAAGGGUUGAUGACAGGGCACAAGGACAAGGACAAGGACAAGGACAAGGACACAGUCGUGAAAUUAACCGAAGAGCUGAAGAUCUUCAUAGGGAUGUUUUAAGAGAUAGAGAAAGAAAGAGGGAACGUGAACGUGUUUUGGAGAGGCGUGAAAAGGAGAGAGAUAGGGAGAAUAAACGUGUUAUUGAAAAAAAGAGAGAGCGGACUCCACCUCGUGUUGAAGCUUCUUCUUCUUCUUUGCAUAGGCGUCGUUCUCCUGCUAAAGAAAAACGAAGAGAUUAUGUUUGCAAGGUUAAUUCAUCCAGUUUAGUAGAUUUUGAGAGAGACUAUUUGUCUAUUGACAAGCGGUAUCCUAGGUUAUUUACUUCUCCAGAAUGUUCCAAGGUGAUUGUUAAUUGGUCAAGGGAGAAUCUUAAAAUUCCUUUGAAUGUUCCUGUCAGUUUUGAGCAUGAUUUUGUUAAAGAUGAUACAGAAACUCAGCAGAAAGAGACAUCCAUUACAACAAUGGUUGAUGAUCCUGUAAAAUCAGAGCACACCCGGUGGAAUGCAAAGAUUGUAUUAAUGAGUGGACUCAGUCAAAAUGCUUUGGAGGAGCUAUCAUCUGAAAGAGAAUAUGAAGAUCGAAUUCCCCAUUUUUGCAACAUGAUUAGGUUUGCUUGUCUUAAAAGUGGGAAUACUUUCAAGGCAAUUGGAGGCUUUUGGGAAACCACAGAUGGCAAUGAUCCUUCAGUUGACAAAUCCACUCUUGUUCAUACUGCUCUCAGGUAUGCCAAAGACCUCACAGGACUUGAUUUGAAAAACUGCCAACAUUGGAAUCCUUUCCUUGAGAUUCAUUAUGACCGAGUUAAAAAAGAUGGAAUAUUUAGCCAUAAGGAGGUCACAGUACUCUAUGUUCCUGAUUUAUCAGAUUGUUUACCUUCAGCAGAUGCAUGGAGGGAUCAAUGGGUUUCACACAAGAAAGCUAUUGCUGAGAGAGAGCAUCAACAUGCUCUUAAAAGAGAGAUUGCUCGAGGAAAGAAGGAAGGCUUGAAAGAUAAGGAACCUGGGACACCCAAAGAUCUGAAGAAGGAUGCAAAAUUAGAAAAAAAGAAAGUGUCUGAAUCUGAUGAGUCAGCAUCAAAACUUAAAGAAAUGGCAAAAGAUAAAGUCAAAGAACCUGAAAAUGAGGGAGUUCAUAUCAAUAUAGAGAAGAAAAAUGUGGUUGAGACACCUGGCGAAGGGAAUAACUCUGUAGAAAAGAAAACUGGUAGUGGAAAAAAGAAAAUCAUUAGAAAAGUUAUAAAAAAGAAGGUUGUUAAAAAAGAUAAAGCAGGAGACACAACCAAACAAACUGAUACAUUAUUAGAUUCCAAGAAAGCGGGAGAGACUACUACAGAGACAGAAGCUGCAGGUCAAAGUCAAAGUCAAAGUCAAGGUCAAGGUCAAGAGUCAACUGGUAAUACUCCUGCUGUGAAUACUCCUACAAAAAAGAAAGUUAUAAAAAAGGUUCCUGUGGUGAAAUCUGUUAAGAAAGAAGAUGUAGGGACACAAUCUGAAGUGACACCUGUCAAAGAGAAAGAGAGCUCUGAAAUCAAACCAAAGAGUGCAGAUACAGGAAGUCUUAAAAAUGUGAAAAAAACUGUAAAAAAGAAAAUAAUAAAAAGGGUUGUGAAAAAAAAGGUUGUUGCUAAAGAUAAAGUGGCAGAUAAACCAGAAGUAACUAUUGAGGAGGAACAAAGUGUUGCCCCUGAGCAGAAAAAAGAUGAAACUGAAAACAAGGGUGAAAAGAAAGGUAAAAUGGGUUCCAAAACGAAGGGUAUUAUCGUCCAGUCUGACAAUAAUGAAAAGCUGGAAACUGAGGAGAAGUUGAAGGAGGGGAAAGUGAAAAAAGAGAAGGAUGUUAAAGGUGAAACAAAGGGUAAAGAAGUAAAAGAUAGUAAAAAGGAUGAUGAGGUUCCUAGACACCCUGGGUUGUUUCUCCAAACAAAAGAGAGCAAUAAAUUUCGUUCAUCUUCACUUUCACUGGAUUCCCUCUUGGAUUAUGAUGAUAAUGAUGUUGAAGAAUCAACAUUUGAGUUGUCGUUAUUUGCUGAAACAUUUUAUGAAAUGCUUCAGUAUCAAAUGGGUUCCAGGAUUUUAGCAUUUCUCCAGAAGUUGCGUAUCAAAUUUGUGGCUAAAAGAAACCAGAAAAAGAGACAGUUGGAAGAAGUUUCUGAGAAGGAAAAAGUGAAAACAUCAAAGCGUUUGAAAAGUGAUGAUUCUGAAGUAAAAAUCAAAUCAGUUGAAAAUGAAGUUUUAGAAAACGAUGAAAAGAAUAUUCCAAAAGUGGAAAACAUGGUUACUGAAAACACAGAGAAUACAAAAUCAGAUGAAGAUCUUGAAGAAGAUGAAGAUAUGACAGAUGCAAGUUCCAGAGAUAACACAAGGAAUGAGAAAACUGACAUAGAUUUGAAGUCCAAAAACAUAGUAAAGAAUGAAGAAGAGGAAGAGGAAAAGGUGGAUUUAAAAAAGAAAGAAAUAAUCGACAAGGAGCUUUUACAGGCUUUUAGGUUUUUUGACCGAAAUCGAGUUGGUCACAUUAGGGUUGAAGAUAUGCGGUUGAUCAUACAUAAUUUGGGGAAUUUCUUGUCUCAUAGAGAAGUCAAGGAACUUGUACAAAGUGCAUUGCUAGAAAGCAACACUGGGAGGGACGAUAGAAUUCUGUACAAUAAGCUGGUGAAAAUGACUGACAUUUGAAGUGAUAGAUUGAUGCUUUUUUUUUUUUUUGGUGACAUUUUUGCACUCUUGUGUAAUUGGAAGGCAUUUGCUUUUGGAUGU